Ipomoea nil (Japanese morning glory) is the source of this 1988-nucleotide messenger RNA. Its product is annotated as beta-fructofuranosidase, insoluble isoenzyme 1-like. Bases 76 to 1830 code for a protein of 584 amino acids. Lineage: Eukaryota; Viridiplantae; Streptophyta; Magnoliopsida; Solanales; Convolvulaceae. Gene Ontology annotation, molecular function: hydrolase activity, hydrolyzing O-glycosyl compounds. Gene Ontology annotation, biological process: carbohydrate metabolic process. The record is from RefSeq and is a predicted model, not a curated record. The transcript is spliced from 7 exons.
UUCUUUCUCUCUCUCUCUCUCUAUAUAUAUAUAUACACUAUAACAGAAGAGACAGUACAUACGUACAACGUUGUAAUGGCGUUGUCGUCCCAAAAGCUUGGGUGGGUUUUUCUGCUUUGUUUUGUGGUUUUCUGCGGCUACAAAAAUGGCGUCGUCGUCGUCGAAGCCUCUCACAAGGUUUAUAUGCAUCUGCAAUCCCAAAGCGCCGUUGAUAUCAAGAAAGUUCAUCGUACCGGUUACCACUUUCAACCCCCACAACAUUGGAUGAAUGAUCCAAAUGGUCCGAUGUAUUACAAAGGACUGUACCAUCUUUUCUACCAAUAUAACCCGAAAGGGGCAAUUUGGGGAAACAUAGUAUGGGCCCAUUCAGUGUCCAAAGACAUGAUUAACUGGAAGCCGUUAAAGCCCGCAAUCUACCCGUCAAAGCCCUUUGAUCAAUUUGGGACAUGGUCGGGCUCGGCCACCAUUCUCCCCGGUAACAAGCCCGCAAUCUUGUACACCGGAAUUGUGGACAACAAAGAAACCCAAGUCCAAAACUUGGCUUACCCAAAGGACUACAACGACCCGUACCUUCAAGAAUGGGUGAAGCCCGACUUCAACCCGAUUGUUAUUGGGGAUACACCCUGGAUGAACAUUUCGGCGUUUCGUGACCCAACCACGGCCUGGUUGGGCCGGGAUGGUCAUUGGCGGAUGGUGGUGGGCUCCAAGAGAAAGCGAAGAGGGGUAGCUUAUUUGUAUAGGAGCAGAAACUUUGUGGAUUGGGUUAAGGCAAAACACCCAUUGCAUUCAGCUCCCCAAACCGGAAUGUGGGAGUGCCCGGAUUUCUUCCCGGUUCAGGCUCAGGGGAAAACCGGUUUGGAUACUUCGGUUCUUGGGGAGAAUGUUAAGCAUGUGUUGAAAGUUAGUCUUGAUGAGACAAGGUAUGAGUACUACACUGUGGGUGCAUAUUAUCCGGAUAUAGACCGGUUCAUUCCUGAUAGGAAUUCUGUUGAUGGUUGGGCCGGGUUGAGGUUUGAUUAUGGCAACUUCUAUGCAUCCAAGACUUUCUUUGAUCCCAGCAAGAACCGGAGGGUUCUUUGGGGCUGGUCUAAUGAAUCCGAUGUUAGCCCGGAUGAUAGUGAAAUAAAGGGUUGGUCUGGAGUUCAGGCUAUUCCACGUAGAAUCUGGCUUCAUUCUAAUGGAAAACAACUGGUGCAAUGGCCAAUUGAAGAACUGGAAACCAUUAGAGAGAACAAAGUCGAACUGAACAAUCACAAGCUGAACAUUGGAGAGAAUAUUGAAGUUAAGGGAAUCACAGCUGCACAGGCUGAUGUUGAGGUGACUUUCUCCUUCAAAAGCUUAGACAAGGCAGAGCCAUUUGACCCCACCUGGGCUGAUUAUGAUGCACAGAAACUCUGUAGUGUAAGGGGUUCGACAGUCCAAGGUGGUCUGGGACCAUUUGGGCUGGCAACCUUAGCUUCAACGAACUUGGAAGAGUUCACACCUGUUUCCUUCAGAGUGUUCAAGGACCAACACAAGUACAAAGUGCUCAUGUGCUCAGAUGCAACAUUGUCGACUUUGAGGAAUGAACCAAGAAUGUACAAACCCUCAUUUGCUGGAUUUGUAGAUGUAGAUCUAGCUGUAGAGAAGAAACUGUCACUUAGGAGUCUGAUUGAUCAUUCAGUAGUAGAGAGUUUUGGUGCAGGUGGAAAAACCUGCAUUACAUCUAGAGUUUAUCCUACAUUGGCAAUCUAUGAUAAUGCUCACUUGUUUGCAUUCAACAAUGGCACAGAGGCAAUUACUAUAGAGACUUUGAAUGCAUGGAGUAUGGGUAAUCCUAAAAUGAACUAAUUAUAGUUGCAAAAGGGGGGACUUACUUUAAUUUUUAGGCAGUGUGGAUUUUAUUUGUUAUUCUUUUUUUUUUUUAAUUUAUAGAUCAGAAGUAGCUUUAUGUUUCGAAAAUUUGUAUUUCUUUUUUUUAUUUAUAGAUCAGAAGUAGCUUUAUGUUU